ACAACCAAAAAAAAGCAAAAUUCCACCCAACACCUUUUUCAAUUUCCCUUUAACAAAAUUUCCCACAUAUCUUUACAAUACACAACAUUACCAAUUCCAUAUUCCCUUCAAAAAUUCCUCAAAACUCAACCAAAAAAUGGGUUCUUGCAUUAGCAAAUGCAAACCUAAGAAGAAAUCCAAGGAAGAAGAUGUUGUUGUCCAAGACAAGGUCGCAAUCUCAAGAGAUCCUCCCCCUACCGAAAUUACCAUAAUGCCCUCACACAAGCCUCUCUCCCCAAUUUCUUCCACAGCUUCUUUUUCGUCAUUUUCAUGCUCCGCCGCUGCCACAGCAGCUUCCUCGGUGUCUUCCUCUUCUUCGUCUUCUUAUUCGACUAACUGUGUAUCGAAAGACCGAUCAUUCUCGAACGAAUUCCUGAGGUCUUGCGCCAAGGAAAAUCCACACGCCAUCGCCGGCCUUAACGUCCAGAAAACGGCGCCGUUAUUUCCUAACGAGAUUCCGUCUCGGAAUCUCCCUCCGUCGCCGGCGCCGGCGGUUAAGAAGCGGGCGCGUGCGGCUUCUCCGACUCUGGUGAGGCAGAAGAGCUUCAGAAAAGAGCCGAAUAGAGGCAUCCGGUCGCCUUCUCCGAGCCGGAGAUUCAACGGCGACGGUAACAGAAUCUUUCCAUUUCGGGAAAGCGGUUAUAACGGGAAACCGGCUGGGUCCGGAGGGUGUAAUGCGGCUCCGAAAAGGGAAAGUUUUCGAGGGGCUGUUCCGAGAAGGGAAAGUUUUCGGGCUCCGAAGGCCGAAUUGAGCACGAGCCGUGUGUAUUCUUCAGUGAGGAAAAUUGAUGGAUUUCGUGAGCAUAUUAGUAGUAAGAUUGAAGGUAAAGAAAUAGAUGUUGUGAUGGAGGAUAUUGAUAAUCCUCAUAUUGCCUUGGAUUGCUUCAUUUUUCUCUGAUUUUUUUGUUAGGUUUUUGCAUGGAUUUUGUGUGCUCUCAUAAUUUUGUGUUUAUAGACUUUUAUUUUUUAAAGAUAAUCUUGGUGUGAUGUUUGUAUGGUUUAGGGGUACUUGUUGUAAGUUCAAAGCUCGUGAAUAGUUCUGUUUUCUUUUACCAAUUAAAUAGUAAGUAGUAUUAUUGUAACCCUUAGUUUCAUAAAUUGAAAAGUGAGAGAAUGUAUUGUUGU
Molecule: messenger RNA, 1164 nt
Organism: Salvia splendens (bonfire salvia)
Lineage: Eukaryota; Viridiplantae; Streptophyta; Magnoliopsida; Lamiales; Lamiaceae
Exons: 1
Coding region: 137-937 (266 amino acids)
Source: RefSeq, a predicted model, not a curated record